CGCGCGGCCGGAGGCUCCCCGAGGCUCCUCCGCCCGAGAGCCCCGCCGGCUCUCCCUCACGACGACGCCGACGACGCUUCUUCUGCUUCUUCUUCUUCCUCCUCCUCUUCCCGCAGCCGGUGGGAGCGCGUCGCCGGGCGGCCCGUCCCGCGGCCAGCGGAGCUCCAUGGGGCCGGCGGCGCGGCGGCGGCGGAGGGCGAAAGCGGCCGCCCAGACUCCUCGCCCCCCUCGCCGGCGGCGGCCGUGAGAGAGAGAGAGCGAGCGAGAGAAGAGACCGAGGCAGAGAGACAGAGAAGCGCCGCCCGCUUCGGACCCUCCACCGCCGCCGCCGCCGCCGCCCCUCCUGACGGGCCUGCGGCUCCGGGCUGGCCGGAGGAUGGCGGGGGCUCCGACCCAGCUGGAAGCCGAGCUCUACUACCUGAUCGCCCGCUUCCUCCAGUCGGGACCUUGCAAGAAAUCGGCCCAGGUGCUGGUGGCCGAGCUGGAGGAGCACCAGCUGAUCCCGAGGCGCUUGGAUUGGCAGGGAAAAGAACACCGAAGAAGUUUUGAGGAUCUGGUAGCAGCCAAUGUUCACAUCCCCCCGGAUUACCUCCUCAAAAUUUGUGAGCGAAUUGGACCUCUGUUAGAUAAGGAGAUCCCACAAAGUGUACUCGGAGUGCAAACUUUACUAGGAGUGGGACGGCAGUCUUUACUAAGGGCAGCCAAAGAAUGCAGGCACACGGCCUGGAAGGGUUCUGCAUUUGCAGCCCUGCAUCGGGGCAGACCUCCCGAAGUCCCCAUAAACUAUGGGAGGCCACCAAAUGUGGUGACCCUAAUAGGAGCCAGACAGUUGACUGGAUAUGGACGUUUCAGCCAUUUGUUCUCAACAUCUUUUUAUCAACACAUCAAGAUGCACAAGAGAAUUCUGGGCCAUUUAUCAUCUGUGUAUUGUAUAGCGUUUGAUCGUGCUGGGAGACGAAUUUUCACUGGUUCAGAUGACUGCUUGGUGAAAAUUUGGGCUACUGAUAACGGGCGCUUGCUUUCAACCCUCCGAGGACAUUCAGCUGAAAUUUCUGACAUGGCUGUCAGUUAUGAGAAUACCCUCCUUGCUGCAGGCAGUUGUGACAAGGUGGUCAGAGUCUGGUGUCUUCGAACGUGUGCGCCAGUGGCGGUGCUCUUGGGCCACUCGGCUUCCAUUACUUCCAUACAGUUUUCCCCUGCAAGAAAAGGAACAACUCGAUACCUCACUUCUACUGGUGCUGACGGAACAAUUUGUUUCUGGCAAUGGCAUUUAAACACAAUGAAAUUCAAGGAUCGGCCCGUGAAAUUUACAGAGAGAUCCAGACCUGGUGUUCAAAUAUCUUGUUCAUCUUUUAGUUCGGGUGGCAUGUUUAUUGCAACAGGAAGCACAGACCACGUGAUCCGAAUAUAUUAUUUGGGCUCUGAAUCUCCGGAAAAAAUAGCAGAGUUGGAAUCUCACAUGGACAAGGUUGUUGCCAUUCAGUUCUGCAACAAUGGAGACAGGCUAAGAUUUGUCAGUGGAAGCCGAGAUGGAACAGCCAGAGUUUGGCAAUACCAGCAGCAAGAAUGGAAGAACGUAGUCCUGGAUAUGGCCACUAAAAUGACUGGGAACAAUGUCCUGUCUGGUGAAGACAAAGUGUCCAAGCUGAAGGUGACUAUGGUAGCCUGGGAUCGAUACGAUGCCACUGUUAUUACAGCAGUGAACAACUUCCUUCUGAAAGUGUGGAAUUCUUCUACCGGGCAGCUUCUCCAUACUUUAUCUGGCCACGAUGAUGAAGUGUUCGUUUUAGAGGCUCACCCAUUUGACCAAAGGAUCAUGCUGUCUGCGGGCCACGAUGGGAACAUUUUCAUUUGGGACCUUGAGAAAGGAACAAAAAUUCGCAAUUACUUCAACAUGAUCGAGGGGCAGGGUCAUGGUGCUGUGUUUGAUUGCAAAUUCUCCCCAGAUGGUCAGCAUUUUGCUUGCACAGAUUCACACGGACACCUCUUACUCUUUGGAUUUGGGUGCAAUAAAUACUUUGAAAAGAUUCCAGAUCAGAUGUUCUUCCAUACAGAUUAUCGGCCGCUGAUCCGUGAUGCUAACAAUUAUGUGCUUGAUGAACAAACCCAACAAGCCCCACAUCUCAUGCCUCCCCCCUUCUUGGUAGAUGUGGAUGGGAACCCUCACCCCACAAGAUACCAGCGACUGGUGCCCGGGCGAGAAAAUUGCAAAGACGAACAACUUAUCCCUCAACUGGGCUAUGUAGCAAAUGGUGAUGGUGAAGUGGUGGAGCAAGUGAUCGGACAACAGACCAACGAUCAAGAAGGGAGCAUCCUGGAUGGGAUAAUCCGGGAGCUACAACGGGAGCAAGACCUGAGAAGGCUCAGCGAAAGUGAAGCGCCACCGAACCCCCCGCAGAACAGAUUGCAGUCUGUGCACGUUUUGAGGAGCCCAAGCUUGGAUAUGGCUUCCCCCACAAAUGUCGGGCUCAGACGGAGUGGUCAGAUUGAAGGUGUCCGUCAGAUGCACCACAAUGCUCCAAGAAGUCAGAUGGCCACAGAGAGAGAUCUAAUGGCAUGGAGUAGGAGAGUAGUAGUAAACGAGCUGCCUCCUGGACUUAGCAGAGUUCAGGAAGAAUGCCGAGCAGCCAAAGGUGAAUUGGAAAUCCACCUGUAUACCCUUGAAAAGAAGAGGAAGCCAUCGCACACUUUGCAGAGGAGCGACUACCAACCCGGUAGUGGGCGGUCUUUGCGCAGAAACCAGCGCAGGCGGCAACACGCUUACCAGACGCGUUCCACCAUUGACCGUCACUCACAAAGUGUCAGGAGAAGUUCCCACACCCAGGAAGACUCGGAGAGCUCCUCAGAGGAAGUUGAUUCCGUGGGCACCAGCGAUGGCUCUGGAGAUGACAACGUAGCUGCUUGGCAGAGCGAAAGCAGCUCCAGCGAUUCGUCCAGCGAAUAUUCCGACUGGACGGCCGACGCUGGGAUUAAUCUCCAGCCUCCGAAAAGACAGACAAGACAAGCGGCUCACCAGAUCUGCAGCAGCUCUGAGGAUGAACAUGUCAAAGAGACAAAAGGACAGGAGGAGAAGCGCAAGAAACCCAAACAGGCUCGGAAAAAGAAACCCAGUGGAUUGCUGUCAAUGGAUGCUGAGCCUACAGAAGAAUGGUUCGCUCCUCACUGGAUCUUAGACACCAUCCCACGGCGUUCUCCUUUUGUCCCUCAAAUGGGAGACGAGAUAAUCUAUUUCAGGCAAGGGCACGAAGCUUACGUGCGUGCAAUUCGGAAAGCAAAAAUUUAUAGCGUUAACAUACAAAAGCAGCCAUGGAAUAAAAUGGAACUCAGGGAACAAGAAUUUGUGAAGAUUGUGGGAAUUAAGUACGAAGUUGGACCACCUACGCUGUGCUGCUUGAAGCUUGCCUUUCUUGACCCCAUCUCGGGCAAAAUGACAGGGGAAUCGUUUUCCAUAAAGUACCAUGACAUGCCUGAUGUCAUUGACUUCCUUGUGUUGCAUCAAUUUUACAAUGAAGCCAAAGAAAGAAACUGGCAGAUCGGGGAUAGAUUUCGUAGUAUAAUUGAUGAUGCGUGGUGGUUUGGAACCGUGGAGAGUCAACAGCCAUUCCAAGCGGAAUAUCCAGACAGUUCCUUCCAGUGCUACAGUGUUCACUGGGACAACAACGAAAGAGAAAACAUGAGCCCCUGGGACAUGGAACCAAUUCCAGAAGGAACUGCUUAUCCAGAUGAGGUGGGGGCUGGAGUUCCAGUGACCAGCGAGGAAUUGGCCUCUCUGCUAUACAAGCCCCAGGAAGGAGAAUGGGGCUCCCAUUCCCGAGACGAAGAAUGCGUGCGGGUUCUCCAAGGCAUCGAUCAGCUUCUUUCUCUAGAGAUUUCUAAUCCCUUUGCAGUUCCAGUCGACCUUAGUGCCUAUCCUCUGUAUUGCACUGUUGUUGCUUAUCCAACUGACCUCACCACAAUAAGGAGAAGACUUGAAAACAGAUUUUACAGGAGAAUAUCAGCAUUAAUGUGGGAGGUACGAUACAUCGAACAUAACGCAAGGACUUUCAAUGAGCCCGAAAGCCCUAUUGUCAAAGCAGCCAAAAUCGUCACAGAUGUUUUACUGCACUACAUUGGGGAUCAGAGUUGUACAGAUAUUCUGGAGAUCUACAACAAAGUGAAAGCAGAAGACUUGAGUAGCACAGAGGAAGAAGAGCAGGUGGCAGAAGCAUCUCCUGAUUCAGAGGGCCCAGGAACUUCCUCUGGAAAACGAAUAGUCAAACGGCAAAUGAAAAGGCAACCUUCUAAAGGAUGUGUUGAUUCCUGGAAAAACCACUGCAAGCAAUUGUUAAGCCUGAUCUAUGAACGUGAAGACUCUGAGCCAUUCCGACAACCCGUUGAUCUCUUUUCUUACCCUGUGGACAAACAUUCUUCUCAGGACUAUCGAGAUAUCGUGGACACUCCCAUGGACUUCAGCACUGUGAAAGAAACUUUGGAAGCGGGUAAUUAUAUGAACCCUCUGGAAUUCUACAAAGACGUCCGCUUGAUAUUCUACAACUCCAAAGCGUACACUCCAAAUAAGAAAUCAAGGAUCUAUAGCAUGACACUCCGACUCUCUGCCUUAUUCGAAAACCACAUCAAAACCAUCAUUUCCGAGUACAAGUCAGCUGUUCAGUGUCAGAAGAGGCGAAGGCCGCGGUUACGGUACCGAAAACGGCUGAGAAGCAGUAGCAGCGGUUCUUCUUCUAGCAGCAGAGCACCAAGCCCAAAAGGAAAACAAAAGCAACUGAAGAUGCAGCCUAAAACAAACUUGAAUACCUCACUGCCUUUAACUAGGACUAAUUCUUCAGUUUCAUCUCAUGUUUCAGAUACAGAGGAACCCCCUGGUUCAGCUACUGCCGAAGAGAUGGAAAGGCAGCCCUCCUCCUCCUCAUCUGGCUCCAACAGCAGCCAGAAUCGUAGCGGAAACGAUGUCGAAACAGGAAAAAAUAAGCCAGUGAGAAAUAAAUCCACACCAGUGAAACAAGAUCAGCCUUCUGAAAAGCCUCUGACGAACGGGGACGGGAAGGAAUCUCGAACGGGAGUCAAGAGAAAAAUUUCCAGCGCCUCUGAAGAGGAGGACGAGGGCAGCCAAGAGAAGAGAGAACCGAAAGAUAAGCCUGGUUUAUCGUCCGAAAGCGGAGACUCCCGUUCGGGCUCCAGUUCCGAAAGCAGAGGUGGCUCCGACUCGGAUUCAGAAUCCAGUUCUAGGACAGAUCAAGACUACAUCGACGGAGACCACGACUACAGCAAAUCCGUAAAAGUGAAACCGAAAAGAAAAAUCCGAAGGAACCUUUCUAGCGGCAGGAGAAAAAAUUGGCAAGGCAGGGGGACGGGAAGGCGAGGGCGCUGGGGCCGGUGGGGGAGGUGGAACCGAGGGGGCCGAGGCAGCCGGGGAGGAAGAGGAUGCAGCCAGGGAAGAAGAGGAGGCAGAGGAGGAAGAAGAGGCCGAGGGAGAGGAGGCUCGCGGGCCAAGCGCCCCCGCAUGGCCGAGGACGAGUUCGAGAACCUUUUCGGCGGACGCUUCAACGAGAACACCUUCGGCGGACGAUUUAGCCGGCCCCCUCGGAUUAAAACCAGGAACGAAGGCCGGCGAACCGUUUUGUACAACGACGAUUCGGACAAUGACACUUUCGUGCACACCGAGGAUCCCCUGAACCUUGGCACUUCCAGGUCGGGCAGGGUACGGAAAAUGACAGAGAAAGCCAGGGUUAGCCAUCUCAUGGGAUGGAAUUAUUGACCCCCGACACGGUGGUUGGUGGUGGCGGGGGGGGGAUAUUGGCGGUGUGGGCAGGGGAGGAGAGACCCUGAACAGCGACGUUAGGACUUCCAAGGCUUUUUAAACUGCAGGGAUUUCACGCCAGAAAAUCUGCUAAGCAAAUUGUGGGGGAGGGAAUCUGUUGAUUCCCACCCCCUCACCUCCCCCUGGUGCUUUUCAUAUGGUUUUCAUGUGUUCGGAGGCUUCUGCUUGCUGGCCGACGCGGGCUAUGAAAGUCUUCUUUGCACAUCCUAUUACCUGCAGAAAUCCCCCCCCUUUUUUUUUUAUCACACUAAACCUUGAGUUGGUCCCAGGACUUGCGGGAGAUAAAUGUGUGCUUACGAAGUCUCUCCUUGUUGUUUUCUUUUUCCUUCCCCCCCUUUUUUGUUGUUGUUUGUGUGUGUGUGUGUGUGUGUGUGUGCAUUAUAGAAGCAGCACCUUCUUACCCAGAUUUUUUUAAAAAACAUUGUCUGCCAUGAACUUCCUUCCUUCUCAUAAUGACUUUUGCACAAUACACAGAUCCUAAAAAAAAAAAGGCAGCUAUAAAAUGUUUACAGUUUUCUCUGUUAAUGCGCAGGAUCCGGAUUGCUUUUUAUCUCUUCCCUCCUCCUCCCCCCCUCCUCCCCCUGGCCAAGUGUGCAUGAAUUUGUGACUGAUAAUGAAAUAUGACCCCCAUAUGGAUGUUCUGAUAUGCUUUGUUCCCUCCCUUCCCCCCCCCCCAAUUGGUUUUUAAUGUUUAAUUUAUGUUUUAAAAGGGAGAGUGGGUGGGUGGUACCUUGUAUAUAAUGUAGCAAAUCGAAGAUGUGAGAUGUUUUAACACCUACAUUAAUGUUAUUACGAACGACAUACUUGAGAACUAGGAUUAUCUAAGAUACACCAGGUGCCAAACGCAGAAAUACCCUCGCAUCUGUUUUUUUUUCUUUUCUUUUUUUUCCUGCUUCCCCUUGUAUUUUUGUAGCAUCCCCUUGAGAUGGUCUCCAGGGGUUAACAUCAAUAUGGAAUGGUUUCUUCUUUAGUAGCUUAGCUACCUCCAGACUUCUGAGCUUUAGUUUUGUUUCCUUCUUCAAUAAUGACAUUGUAAUAGACGAUGUGGCAGGAACAAAAUCACUCAAGAAACUGCAGAAAUAAUUUCAUUGGUCUCCAGUCUGACAAUCAGUCAUCAGGUGCUUCUCACAGACUUCAUUGGUGGAGAUGGACUGCCCUUGUGCAUGCGUCUCCCCGGUGCGGCCAUUGCAUUAUUAUCAUAUUUUUAUUUGUUUCUUAAACCGUUCACACUUCCAUUUAUAGGCAUUGAGGUAUCCUUGCUGGCUCACUUAAUAUGUACGUGCUGUUGUGCCUUUUUUUUUCCCCCUUUGGCUUUUCCUUGUUUUAAGUCAUGAAAGCCGAUGAUGUGUUCCGGGAAGAAUUUAGGCAUCCUUUCCCAGAGAUACAUAACAUAGAAGCUUCCUCUGGUUUCUCUAUUUGCUUCAAUGAAGGACAGGGUGGAUUUGAUUUAAAUCGAGUUGAUUUAAAUCACAAUUUAAAUCAUGAUUUAAAUCACUAGUAAAAAGGCUUGAUUUAAAUCAACUCGAUUUAAAACAUAAUUUUUAAAAAGCAACUGUCAUCUCUGCUACUCCUUUGACCCACUGUUGACUCACCGAUAGUCCCAGUGUUGCAGAAUAUACAGCCUCAUGCUACAUAACUAAGCUCCAUUUCAUGCUGAAUAGACUAAAUUAUUUAUGUAUCCUAAAUAGAAAACUAUCUUAUGAUAGAUUUUUACCCCAAAAGUUUUUUAUUAAAAUAAAUCCGAUAAAAAUCAAAAAAAUCCGAUUUAAAUCAAAAAAAUCUGAUUUUUUUGAUUUUUUUUUAAAAAAAAAUCAUUGAUUUUUAUCCACCCUGAUGAAGGAGCUGAUUGAAUCGCUCUUCUUCCGUUGGGCUUGCUGUCAUUCCCCCACCCCACCUCCUCCCAUUGACAUAUAGAGGAAAGUGGAACGUCUACUAUGAAUUUUGGCUCUGUGGGGAUUUUUGGAGCAAAAAUAAUGACAUGUACUGCUUAAUUCUGGGGGAAAAAAAGGCUUCCAGGGGGCUCUUGUAUUUGCAUUUAAAAGUAUAUUCAAUUUAUGUCACCCAGUGGGAGAGAGAAAUGUUUCAUUUCCCUUACAGUCGUAGCGUGUUCAAUGUUCCUAAAAUACAUUUGUGUUUUCUUUUCUGAGAUGGACAAGGUGCAUAUAUUCGAAUUCCUAUUAGCAAUCCUUUUAUAGGAGGAGGAGGAAGAGCUAUUUUCUUUUCGUUUUGUGAUCAGGUGCUUUCAUGGGGGCAGGGAGGGAAGAUCAACCAUUAGUGUUGAUUGAUCUUUGCUAAAUAACAGUAGGAUCUAUAAUAAUGUAAUAAAAAGACUACACAGAUGCAGCGUAGAUCUUCUGUAACGCAAUAUAUACUUCAAUACUUGGGUUUUGGGCGAUUCGAAAUCGAUUCGGAGAAAGUGCUUUGGAACUCAUGCGAGUGUAGCAUCCCUUACUUUUCCUUAAAUGACCUUGAAGGAAGAGUUUUUAGAGCUGUUUUAAUGCACUGACUCCUUAAAGCACCUCGGAAGCUUCACAAAUGUCCGUGGCUGCUUCAGGUAUUAGUAGAGAGGUGCUGUGUUCCUGCAACGGCUGAAGCAUUUGUUUAAAAUCAUACCGAAGCAAAGACAAGACCUCACACGUACACAAAUCCAUGCUGUAUUUUAGACAAUAGGGAAGGUGCUUACCAAAUUGUGUGUGGUGUAUUAAAAUCUUGAAAAGGGAUAGGUGAAGAAUGAAGCAUAGGGAACCAUCUUAUAGCCAGUUUUAAUUGAACAGCUGCUGCAGUUCCAUCAGUUAUGUGUUUGGAAGUAUUUGAUCUUCUGCUAAUGUGCAUCUGCUCCAUUUAUUCAAAUGGAGGAAUGUUCUUCAUCCCAAGGGACGUCCUUCUACAUGAGGAAUAACUCAGGAUGUGUUUCUUAACAUAGAGGGCAAGUGUAUAUUUCAAAGAAAUCUCUGAUUUAUUUUUCUCUUUAGGACACUAUGACUAUCUCAAGCAGAUAUAAUCCCGUAGUCUUAUAAUUACCCACAGGACAAAUAAACAUUAUUCCAAAUAACUAAAGUUGUAUCUAACGGUAGAUGUUUUAUGUUCGUUGUUCAAAUUCCUAAUGAAUCGUACUGGUAUUGAGUAGGCUGAAUUUUUCUGUGAAAUGGUUUAAUUCUUCCAUAAAACAUAGGUAUAGAUUUAGGCAAGUCAAUCUCUUUGUUUAGAUGUAUCUCCUUGAAGGUUGGAGGUGGCAGUAAAAAGGACUACUUUAUUAGGAACUAAGUAUUAAUUGGAUCUGUGUUAAUUAGGACAAUGCAGUGCUCUGGAAAUAAUUUGGAAAAUCUACUUUGGAGCAGCUAAAAAACAGGAACAUAACACUUGCUGACAACUCUUUAAAGCUGCCACAUCUUAUUCUUGAGUGCACACGAACAUUUUUUGCAGCUACCCAUGACCAAGGCAUCCUGCUCUAAAAGAGUUGUUGACAGGUUCAUGGUUCUCACUUCUAACACCCCCUUUUUGGAAUUGAAUCCAGAAGAACAUCCAUGACUGAGAAAGGGCUUGGCAUGAAGCAUGCGGAAGGAAAAAUCCAAUUUUCCCCUAAUUUAUAGGCUCUUGGGCUGAGAAAGUUUCUUGUUUUUUAAACAGAAACUUGGGGUUCUGGUGUGGAUUCAGGAAUGGGAUGGAGAAAUAAAUGGACAAUAUAGCAUGUUUUAUUUAGCCAAGUCCUGAAUAUGGCCACUGGAUGGAUUCUAGUUGGAGUUGGUUUGCAUAUCCAACAUAAUUAAGGAGCAAAGAGAAUUAUUUUAAUUUACUCCAUGUCUGCAAGUAACCAUGUCAGGAAGAAGGGUAGUAGUAACUAUUUUAGCAGGGAACUUUCAUUGAGAUCUUUCUUUUGCUAUUUCUUCUGGUUACUUGGGGGAAAUUCAAAGUCAGAAAAGUUGGAUCAAACAAGGCAUUCCAAACAACUAUUAAUUGGGAAUUGUAGUUCUUGCUUGGAUUUUACCUCUUGGUUUUCCGUCUCUGUCGCAGUCUCUUCCUAAGAUCUUUGAUGAUCUAGUAAUUUCAGUUUUAUAGGCUGUAAUUGGUAUUCCUCAAAUUUUUAUUAUUCUCUAAGAGAUCAUUCUAGCUUUGUUCCAUUCUCUGCUGUCUUUUGACCUCUCCUUAAGCCGUGUAUCCUUGCUCUUUGAAUUAAUAAUGAUAUUUCCAGUAACACCAAUAUGUCCAUUAGAUACUAAUAAUUUAGUAACAGUGACACCAUAUGAUGUUCAACAACAGCAGUCUAGAGGUAUUCAACCUUUACGUCUUUUAAGACUCGUGAAUUUCAGUGUCCAGAAUUCACCAGCCAGCAUGGCUAGCUAGGGAACUCUGUGAGUUGAAGUCCACAAGUCUUAAAGUUGCCAAGGUAAUGGGCACCCCUGAUCCAAAGCGAAAGCUUGCUUUGGGAAUUGUGCCUGAUUGUGUUAGGUAGCUGGCCAGUAAAUACUUGGGCAAAGUAGAUUUAAGCGAUUCUGUAAGUGGAGACCGGGGGCUUCCAUCUACUUGAUACAAGGGAAUCGUCAUAUCCAUUUUUUAUAUGAUUUGCCUGUUCAUACAAAGGGUAUUUUACUUGACGCAUGUCAUUUUCUAACGUUUGAGGCCCUGAACUGCAACUUGGCAUGUGCAUUUUAGAAGUUAUCUUCAUUAGGGAGAACGGUGAUUGGUGUCUUGAGCAAACAAAAAACAAAAAAAUCAGCAUGAGUGUGUGUGUGUUUGUGUGUGUGUGUGUGUGUAUAUAUAUAUUUGUUUUCUUUUCGUAGGCCUUUAUGUGUAUUUCUCUUUAGCCAGGUUCUUCCUACAUAAACCAAGAUUUUUAUGCAGCCCUAGUUCAGUGAACUCCCAAUCCACUAGUUUCUAGGCUUUUUUUCAAGCAGCCAGCAAGUUCCCUGCUGCCCAUUGGGAGACUAAGGAGACUAAGAUAGUCCAAAGUCCAAAAUAGAUCUAUCUUAGUCUCCCAAUGGGCAGCAGGGUGCUUGCUGGCUGCCUGAAAAAAAGACUAGAAACUAGUGGAUUGGGAUUUCACUGAACUAGGGCCUGGUGGCUCAGCAGACUGAUAGCAUUGUGAUUAACACCAGCUGUCUGCAAUUACUGUAAGUUCGAAUCUCACCAGGCUCAAGGUUGACUCAGCCUUCCAUCCUUUCUAAGGUAGGUGAAAUGAGGACCCAGAUUGUGGGAGCAAUAAGCUGACUUUGUAUAAAUAUACAAAAGUAUGAAGGCUUUCGCUUAACACAUUGUAAGCCGCCCUGAGUCUCCAGAGAAGGGCGGCAUAUAAAUCAAAUUAAACAAAAAAACAAAAAAAACUAGGGCUGCAUAAAAAUCUUGGUUCACGUAGGAAGAACCUGGCUAAAGAGAAAUACAUACAUACAUACAUAUCCCAUAAUUAAAGAGAUUUGAUUACUGCCUACCUGCUUUAAGGCAAGAGAUACUUUUGACUUGUUAUAUAUGCUUUCUGUGAUUACAUGAAAUCUUGUGCUACCCUCAACAGCAAUAACAGAUGCUUCCUUGAAGUUGGGAGAGCAUCUGAGAAAUGGGUGAUCCAAUCUAUUAAGAUCUUCACUAGUUUCUUCUCUCUGGUUCUUUUUUGUCAAGAAACAAAGGGCUUGUGGUUUGUGUGUGUGUGUGUGUGUUAAUUAAUAAGGGUGGGCCACAUCACAAAUUCAUGAGCCCCACCAUCUAAUAAGCACUAUCUUCUUCACAAAAGCCAGAAUCCCUUUAGAAAAAUAAAUGAGUUUUUAGCAACCAAGACCGUAAGAGUGAAGGGUAGAGACUUGAUCUUUUGAAGUGGUUAAUUUCUAGAUGCUGCUUGAGCCUUCUUGCCCAAUUAGAAUAAGAUAAGUUCCUUCUUAUGCCCAUGUAGCCCCAUAUCCCUAAAUAGCAGCCAACUCAUGUGCUCUAAUAAUUUUAUAUAAGGAGGAAUAUGAUUGCCUAUAAAAUCCUGCCUCUUGCUCUUAGAAACUAGUUCCAAGACAUUUCUUAACAAUCCAAAUCAUGUAAAACUAACAGGGAUUUAAUUUUUAUGUCUUUGUUUUGGUUCCUUUUUCGGGGAGGGACGGGGAUGGUGGGGAAUUCAGAAAAAUAGAGGUUAACUUGAAUAAUUUAUCCUAGAGCAGCUGAUAACAUAUUGGAACAAAAGAAUGAAUUAAAGAAUGAAUUAGUUUUAGGCUAAGUGCAUCAGCAACUUAUAGAGGACUGCUUUUGCUUGAGUGUAUAUUAUAAUGCUAAAUGCUUUUUAAAGAUUUGUGCGUUGGCUUCAUAAGUUAUGCUAUAAAAUGUCACGAGAAUGUUUUCUUUCAAUUUUAAAAAAAAUAGUGUUAAUAUUUAUAGAUAAAAAGCUCCAUUUGACACCCAAAGGUGAUCAAAUAGUCGAAGACUCCUAAAGAGGACUCAUGAUGUUAUUUUUAAAAUAUGUAUUAUAAAUGACUGUGCAUUUACAAGAGAUCAUUCCCCCCCCCCCCCAACUCUGGCUAGAUCAGAUGUUUAUAUUAUUUUUUAAAAAAAUUGUAAUAUAUCAAUCCAGAUUUUUUUUUUUUUUGGCAAUUAUAUUUCUUGAGAACAUUGAAACACAAAGAACACACAAACACAGAGACAUACAUACAUACAUAUAUAUAGAUAUAUAUAUAUAGCUUUGAAUACUGAAUGCCGGCCUGCAGCAAUGCCAUCCAUAUAUUAAUGGAUCGCCAAGAAAUAUUAUUGCAAUCAUAUUGGUCAAUUCUCUUUUUAAAAAAUGAACCAAAAGCACUCAGUCUCUUGAUCUUAAAGGAACACGCCCGAGCGGCCGACUUCCUCUGCUUCGUUUUUCAGUAGAACUGCUAACCGCCUUAACUUCUUCACAGUGUAGAAUAUGGUGCUUUAAAAAUAUGUGUGUACGCAAUUACGCAUGGAUGUGUGUCCUUUGUUACUCGAGUCGAGCAUUUAAAACAAAGAAACUGGAAACGGUAAUAAUCCUGCACACCGCCUCUUUAAGUCGAUUUUUUUUAAAAAAAAAACACAUUUCGAUCCAAGUAUUCCAGCUCUGAACAGUCCGAUAUGAUUAGUAGAUCUCAACCUUGCUUGAAUAAUGGCUCCUGAUCUCUUGAGUUUCCCGUCCUCACUUAUGAAGGAUGUUAUGUCAGAGUAGGAUUAAGAGCGCUUGGGGCAGAAUGGGAAACUGGCCAUGACCAACUCGCCGUGAGAUAAGUCAACAUUGCCAACUCACCGCGGAAGAAUUCAACAAUUCGAUUUAAUUUUUUAAAAUAAUUUUUAAAAUUGUUUUAAUUUUUGUCAUUCCCAUUUCAUUCUGUUCCCUCCUUUUGGCACCCUUUCUUUAAUGUUUUUAUUCCACUGUUUCUUUGAUAUUAGUGUAAUCCUUGUCCCGCAGCGAAUUGGCUGUGAUGAGUUGGCUGUGAGUUGAUGAGGCUGAUGAGUUGGCUGUGGUGCUUCCCAAUAAUGGUUGUCAGUAUUGAGGUGUGAUGGUAGUGAAUUUUAAUGAAGUGGUAUUAAGCUUAUUUUCAUCCUUUCGGGCUCUUUUGUUUUAAUCUCAUGUCGAUCGCCUUUCCCCGUUUUCUUUUUUAAAUUAAAGCAUCACGGAAGCUUUGUUUAGAAAUACCGGUUUUCUGCAGUUGACUUUUGAGUUGUAUGGAAAAUAGUGCCGUUUGAAGGAUCUCCUGCAUGGAUAUUGUGUUCUUGACUUCGUGAAAUAUUUUUGCCAAUCCCCCAAAUCCUUCCACGAAAAAAAAAAAUAUAGAAGGUGCACAUGAUUUAAACUGAUUCUAUUUUGCUUUUUUUUUUUUUUGUCUUGAUUUCAGGGGUUGGUUCCUAAAGUUCAUACCUUUGCAUCCACUAUCUCAGGUCCCUUUAAAAUUAUAAACGCUUCAGGGAUUUUUAAUGCCACUUGAGAAUGGCAGACCAAAUGUAAUAUUUAUAUGCAAUGAACUAUUCGUUUUUUUUGUAUUGUAAAAAAUGUAAAUUUGUAAAGAUUUUUUUUUCCUAGAGUUUUUUUUUUUUUCCUGGGGGUGGGUAAAAGACGGGAUGGGGAUGAAUUGGGAGGGCGAGGAAUGUCACAAUGUAAUUUAGGAUGUUUCAUUUUCCAGCUCUGGGAUUAUCUUAAUAAAAAAAAUCAUCUCA
Messenger RNA from Pantherophis guttatus, 13939 nucleotides. RefSeq names its product bromodomain and WD repeat domain containing 3 (gene BRWD3). Lineage: Eukaryota; Metazoa; Chordata; Lepidosauria; Squamata; Colubridae. The record is from RefSeq and is a predicted model, not a curated record. Gene Ontology annotation, cellular component: nucleus. Gene Ontology annotation, molecular function: protein binding. Gene Ontology annotation, biological process: regulation of transcription by RNA polymerase II; cytoskeleton organization; regulation of cell shape.